UGCUGCUGCUGCUGCUGCUGCUGCUGCUGAAUUAAGAAGAAUUUUCCUUUUUACUACGGUACACGGCCUUUUUCUACUGAUUGGGUGCGAAAUUUCCCUUGCGACUCGAGGGAUGUGGAUUUCCAUGGGCGGACAACUUGAUGAUCGAAUAUUGAUUAAAAAUUGGAAGAGGCCUUGAAAUCCUGCUGAUAUGCUGUACAUUACAUACAAAAGAUGCAAGUGUAGAUGAUCUCAAAUGUAGCGUCAAAAGUAACGGAGAAACAAAGAUCAGAGCAUCUAGAUGUGGCGUACUGUAUAGCGGUACCUGGUAGGGCCAUAGAGUUUAUUAAACAUGGCCAGCAAUCAGGUGGAUUAUCAGUGGGCCUACACAAUAAUGGAUUCAUCGAAGGUAUCUACAUACUUGAUAUCGAUUCUGCUAAUUGUCUACGGUAGCUUUCGAUCGCUAAAUAUGGAGCAGGAAGCGAGAGAAAGGGAAAAGGAAAAAGAGCGCGCAAAUCUGCUGACGGGGAUAACGAGUAAUAGCGCGACAGCCAAUUCGGAAAAUCCUCCGGGAAAAGGAAUUCUGACAUUAGAUACAAUGCACGUUCUUUGUCUACCUCUUGGUGCUUCUAUAUCUCUACUUGUCAUGUUUUUCUUCUUCGACAGUAUGCAAAUGUUAUUUGCUAUUUGUACAGCAAUCAUGGCGACGGUGGCAUUGGCGUUUCUCCUGCUGCCCAUGUGCCAAUACAUAAUACGGCCAUGCUCGGACGGCAACAAGAUAUCUUUUGGCGUGUGCGGCAGGUUCACGGGCGCCGAGCUACUCUCCUUCUCCCUGAGCGUCAGCAUAGUCUGCAUAUGGGUGCUAACCGGCCACUGGCUCCUCAUGGAUGCCAUGGGCAUGGGCCUCUGCGUCGCCUUCAUAGCUUUCGUGCGGCUACCUAGUCUCAAGGUCUCCACCCUCCUGCUCACGGGACUCCUUAUCUACGACGUCUUCUGGGUUUUCUUCUCCUCUUACAUAUUUAGCACAAAUGUCAUGGUCAAGGUGGCGACACGACCGGCCGACAACCCCGUGGGCCUCGUCGCACGGAGGCUUCAUCUCGGCGGGAGCGUCGCCCGCGAGGCCCCGAAGCUCUCGCUGCCCGGUAAACUCGUCUUUCCCUCGAUGCACCGGGCGGGCCACUUCUCGAUGCUCGGCCUCGGCGAUGUCGUCAUGCCCGGCCUUCUGCUCUGCUUCGUCUUGCGCUACGACGCGUACAAGAAGUCCCAACCACUGCCCGGCGGCUGCGAGACCGGCGUCCCACCUCCGAGGCACCUCAAUCGCAUCACCUACUUCCACUGCUCCCUCAUUGGCUACUUCCUUGGUCUGCUCACUGCCACCGUCAGCUCCGAGGUAUUCAAGGCCGCACAACCGGCCCUGCUCUAUCUCGUGCCCUUCACGCUCCUGCCUCUGCUCACCAUGGCGUAUCUCAAGGGAGAUUUACGUCGCAUGUGGAGUGAACCGUUCAUAGUGCAGCAACAAUCAAAGCACAUGGAAGUUUGACAGCUAUCAAUGUCAACAGACUUCUUUGCUAAGUAACAGCCACUGCGUCGUAAUCAACUGGCCCGUGUCAGUCCUUAUUGUUAUUUUUCAU
Messenger RNA from Ceratosolen solmsi marchali, 1610 nucleotides. RefSeq names its product signal peptide peptidase-like protein (gene SppL). The transcript has 7 exons. Gene Ontology annotation, biological process: membrane protein proteolysis. Gene Ontology annotation, molecular function: aspartic endopeptidase activity, intramembrane cleaving. Gene Ontology annotation, cellular component: lumenal side of endoplasmic reticulum membrane; Golgi-associated vesicle membrane; cytoplasmic side of endoplasmic reticulum membrane. The record is from RefSeq and is a predicted model, not a curated record. NCBI's taxonomy places the organism in Eukaryota, Metazoa, Arthropoda, Insecta, Hymenoptera, Agaonidae. Bases 332 to 1519 code for a protein of 395 amino acids.